Helianthus annuus (common sunflower) is the source of this 960-nucleotide messenger RNA. RefSeq lists its product as uncharacterized. NCBI's taxonomy places the organism in Eukaryota, Viridiplantae, Streptophyta, Magnoliopsida, Asterales, Asteraceae. Bases 1 to 960 code for a protein of 319 amino acids. The transcript has a single exon. The record is from RefSeq and is a predicted model, not a curated record.
AUGGACUACGUUAUUACCCUCGGGUUUUUUCAAAGCCGAUGUGAUGCCUCUCUCUUCAUUCUUCACCAAGGCCGUGAUGUUGUUUUCUUACUUCUAUACGUGGACGACAUAAUACUAGUCACCUCUUCGGAUCACCUACGUCAUCAACUAAUGGGGUAUCUAGCGACUGAAUUUUCUAUGAAAGACCUCGGACCCUUAAGUUUUUUUCCCGGGAUAUCGGUCACUAGGAAUGGGAACUCUAUGUUUCUCUCUCAACAAAAGUAUGCUCAUGAGAUCAUUGAACGUGCAGGUAUGUCAUCAUGCAAACCGGUUUCUACACCAGUUGACACCAACACAAAGUUGAGCGCCUCUGGUGACACUUUUCGUGACCCUACCCUCUAUCGGAGCCUUGCCGGGGCACUUCAGUACUUAACGUUCACGCGUCCAGACAUUAGUUAUGUUGUUCAACAACUGUGCAUGCACAUGCAUGCGCCGAAAGAUCCUCAUUGGCUGGCUUUAAAAAGGGUCCUUCGGUACAUUCAAGGUACUACCUCCUACGGUCUCACGCUCGGAUCUACGGCUGCCCCGACACUCCUAGCGUACACAGACGCUGAUUGGGCGGGUUGCCCUGAUACACGUCGUUCCACGAGCAGCUACUGUGUUUAUUAUGGCGAUAAUCUCAUCUCAUGGUCAUCCAAAAGGCAACCAACAAUCUCCAGAUCCAGUGCAGAAGCUGAAUACCGAGGAGUUGCUAACGUUGUUGCUGAGAUAUGCUGGUUGCGCAACCUACUGUUAGAAGUUCAUCAUCCGCUGACCCGCGCCACCAUUGUCUACUGCGACAAUGUCAGUGCCAUUUACUUAUCCGGCAAUCCGGUACAACAUCAACGAACGAAACACAUCGAGCUUGACAUUAAUUUGUUCAGGAACAGGUCCAGAAAGGUCAAGUUCGGGUUCUUCAUGUGCCAUCUCUUUAUCAAAUAG